Molecule: messenger RNA, 12321 nt
Organism: Bombus pascuorum
Lineage: Eukaryota; Metazoa; Arthropoda; Insecta; Hymenoptera; Apidae
Gene: Tsp26A
Product: tetraspanin-5
Exons: 11
Coding region: 421-1356 (311 amino acids)
Biological process (GO): protein localization to plasma membrane; protein maturation
Cellular component (GO): membrane
Source: RefSeq, a predicted model, not a curated record
UCGGAGGGACGAGUGGAAAGUCUGAGCUGCUUGCAGUCUCGUUGAUCCAGCCUCGGGUAGUAUGUACCGUGACGUGACAAUGGCGGUAGUCGUAAUUACGAAACGGUACGUUAUUGUGAUCAGCUGAUCAAGCGAGCCCAACGGAAAGAGCAAAAUCGAGAAAAUACGCGCGAUAAAUAAUAGAACGAGAAUUCGAGACGGAGUCGAGGUAUCGAAGCUCUGCGAGAUAAUUCGAAGACAAAAAGUCAAGAGAAGAAGGGAAUUGGAUUUUCGGCUAUGUCAUUGCGCUUGUGAUUUGCUCUGCCUCUAGGGCACCGGUGCUCUUUUGUGUUGUGUGAAUAGUGGCUUGCAUUUUUGCGGCUGUGUUGUGUGCAUGUGUGCGUGAAAUUCGCAAAAGCGAUAGAUAAAUGUGUCUUAGCCAUGCCUGCUGUGCGGAAGUAUAGAAGAGAUACCAGUGAAGUGAGCUGCUGUCUCAAGUAUGUGAUCUUUGGAUUUAACGUGAUGUUUUGGUGGCUGGGUUUGGGUAUCAUGGCGGUAGGUGUAUGGGCUUGGACCGAAAAGGACACGUUCAACAAUUUGUCCAGGCUCACAAAUGUUGCGCUCGACCCAGCAUUUAUCCUCAUUCUAGUCGGUACAGUGACAUUUAUCAUUGGGUUUACGGGAUGCGUUGGCGCACUCAGGGAAAAUACGUGCCUCCUAGCUACGUAUGCGAUAUUUCUGGCGUUAUUAUUGUUAAUGGAGAUGGCAGCCGGUGUCUUAGGAUUUGUCUUCAAGGACUGGAUAAAAUCACAAGCCACUGGCGGUUUCCAAGCGUUCAUCAUCCACUAUAGAGAAGAUCCUGAUCAGCAGAAUCUCAUCGAUUGGAUUCAAGAGGAUUGGUUACAGUGCUGCGGCAUCGAGGGCCCUAAAGACUGGGAUCGCAAUAAUUAUUUCAAUUGUUCGUCGAGCGACAUUGGCUCGAGGGAAGCAUGCGGCGUGCCUUUUAGCUGUUGUAAACGAAAGCCAAAUGAAAUUAUAAAAAAUAAACAGUGCGGCUAUGAUGUUAGAAAACCUAGCUACACUGGGGAGAGGAGUAUAUACGAGAGAGGCUGUCUAAGAGCAGGCGAAGAAUGGCUAGAAUUGAAUCUCGUACCUGUCGCUGGUACUGUUGUCAGCACAAUGGUCUUACAGAACUAUGAAGUUGCCAAAGUGAUUUAUGAAAAAGGUUGUAUUCAAGCUGGGGAGGAAUGGGUGGAACGAAAUCUUCUUGCAAUUGUCACUGGGGCGGUUACCACGGCAUUUGCACAGAUUCUGGGAAUCUGUUUCGCUCAAAAUCUUCGAGCAGACAUAUUCGCACAAAAAGCAAAGUGGCAUUGACAAUUUCGGGCCCCCACGGCGGUCUAGCAUCUUAUACUAAUAGAUGCUGAUCAGUUGCGUUGAUCGAACUGGAGAAGUCGUCGAAGAUCUCGAGAACUAACAGACCUUUGACGUAAAAAUCGACACAGUUCCACGUGGAAAGUGCAGGAUUCAAGAUCCAGACGUCCGAACCAAAUCGACUAAAGACACAGAUAUUUUUUCAUUCCUCAAUUGCUGACAGAAUUACGAAGACUACGUACUUCGACGAGCUUCGUGAUUUCGUGCAAAUACAUCACUUAUGAUUACGUAUAAAUGUUUGUAACUAAAGUUUCGACAUUUUAUCAUCCAGCGUUUAUAUUGCAUUUUAUAAAUUGACAAGCGAAUCGUUAAACGACGGAUCACGUUUAAAGGACGAUCAAAGCUCCAAAGUUUCAGUGAUAAUUAUCAUUAUUAAAUUAUCACAGCAGCGUAUCAUUUAGUUUAUAAUGACGAUAUAGCUUAAUGCGGCAACUUGUUGCAUAUCCUCUACUAAUUAUUUUAUUGACAAAAUGACGCGAAGAAAACGGUGUCAAAGUUCCAUCGCUGUUUCGUUUUAUUUCUGUACAAACUUAUGGCGAAUUUUAUGACAAACCAAAAACGUUAUUAAUCAAACCUUAGAUUCAUACAUCGCAAUUGCAAUUAUUGCUCAUCCUUAUUGUUCCACUUUAAGGAAUUGCUCGAGCUGAUCGGAUUGAACAUUCCUUGUGAGUUUACGUGCUUUUAAAUAUUGCGAACAGUCUAUGUUUAAUUUAUGUUUUUGCAUACUUUAUAAUUAGGCUGAGGAUUUUUAUACAUUUCUGCGAAAAAGGACGCAAAAAUGCGCAGAAUGCAUAUACCCAAAGUAAGAUACUCAUUAUAUUUUUUAAUAGACAAAACGAAUCUCUAUCGACUCUCUAUUAAUACGAAAAUAUAAAUUUGCAUAAAAUCCAAAGUCUAUUUAUAUUCGCAACAAUGACAAGUAGCUAGCGCGCUGUAUUUUAGUUUAAGGCACUUUCAUACAUCAUCGUUUCAUCGUUAUAAUACAAUAGCGUGUGAGGAAGAAGAAAAAUAAAGGAACUUGCUUUGAAGAAGCAAAUCAAUUGUAAAAUACGAUUCGUUCGACGACUAUAAAAUGCGUAAAUUAACAAAUCGUCGAAAGUAAUGCGUGUAUUUGCAGCGAAAAAAGUGUUGUUCAAUUUAUCAAUAGACUGCGGAUUUUUGUGCAAAUUCAAGUGUUCCAGAAUACAAUAAAAAAUGUAGAACUUGGGAAGAAUAUCGGUUUACAUACAAGGUAUUAUAAAAAGCCCUAUGCUUUGGAUAUCUUACAUAUCUUUUCAUAUUACGUGCAUUCUAAGCGAUUUUACAUUUUCAAAUAUCCCAUAAAUGCAUAAAGGUCCGCAGUCUACCUAUCAAUUUUCUCAAACCUUUCGCAAGCCAUUUUCGUAUUUCACGGUCUACUGGACGUUCCUUGAUACUCGGUUUGCGUCUGUCGUAAUUAUAAUUUGAGCGAACAAGGCGGAAAAAGACGUUGCCUCGGACUUUUCCGAUUCUUCGUCGAGAUUGAUACCGUUCUUCUGUUCUUGACGAGGGGAAAGUCGAUGAGUUCGGAUAGGGCGCGUAGAAACGAGAGAAAGGGACAAAGAACAGGGAGCAGAAGAGACAAAUAACGCAGAAUAAUGCCUGCUCGGUUUACGAGGAACGGUGUGUCGAGGCAUUAAAGUCGAUUGACGUGAUGUCGUGGGGGCGCGGUGAACACGACUGAGCUCACCGCACAGCAAAUUCUUGUGGCAUGGCCACGAGAGUAAAAGCCAUAUAACACGCGAGUGUACAAUAACCUUCUGUUGCUCCAAUUGAUCGUUAAAACGGUUGCUCGAGCCACGUUGAACAUAUUGAUCCUGUGCUACAUGCCGACACGUUCCCUCCAUCGGUAGGCCAGGUGCCUGUCGUAUCGAAUAUGCUGCCAUUACGUGGCUGAAUUAUAUCGACAAGAGAGUAGCGGUGCUAGUUGCUCUAUGAAUUAAAAAAUAUUGACCCCUUAAUUAAUAUGGACCACUAUGCAGUACGAUCCGUUCACUGACUGCCAACAUUACACUCUGACACAUCCUUCCUUCAUUUUUUGGCAAACAGGGCAAAUAUGUGUCAGAGUAUCUCGACAAACACGCGGUGACUAGUAGUAUAUGUAUAUAUUCAGUGAUUCACUUUUGUAUUUUGCCUUCUAAAAUGCCGUAUCUUUUUCUUUUGCGUUGAUUCUGUUUUACCGACUUAAUCCACUGAUUCGUGUAGUUUGGUUCCUAAAGUUCAUUUUACAUACUUUUCUAGUUUCCCGGUUGUAUUUUCCUCCUUUAUUUUCUCUUUCUCUUUGUUAUUCCCCGUUCAAGCAGUGUAUUUUUAUAACAGCGCAAGUACGUUUAAACAGUGCGUUUUCCUUCGCGAAUAGUCAAAAAUAGUUUGCGGCUCUAAAACAAGAAUGCCAUGCUUGUAAAUAUUCAUUGUAUACGUGCAUACAUUUGUACAUACAGAGUGUUCUAGUUCUUUUUGGGAAGACGAUGCUAGCGUGUUUCACAAGUGAAAAUAAGAAAAAUAAGUAAAUGCUUUACAGAAAAGUUAUAACUAGAUCGCGGAUUUAUACUCAUCUAUGGAAAACUUUAAAGUGGAGAAAUAUAUAAAAUGCAGGUAAUAUAUAAUAAAUGUUCAAAGUGAAAUAAUUGUUAUCUUUUAUGGGUAAAACAGAUGUUUAUGUACGUUUCAUUGCCUUAGGUAUGUAAAUAAACAUAUGAAACCGCAUAUAAAUCCACAGUCUAGUUACAACAAAUAUGCAGAAUGAUAAUUGGUAAUUGCUUCCUUUAAAUGUAAUAGUUGAACGAACAUUAGUGUAAGCACUGGAUGAGUUAAUUUCUCGAGUUCCAAGAUAGGCUAUUCCGCUGUUGGACUUUUAUUUAAAAGAUAAAAUUUAUACGACAAGAAUCAAUACGCGAAAAAACUGCCACAGAAAAAGUUCAUAACGUAUUCACAAGAAACUCGCAAUGCAAAAAUAUUUGUAAUUCGAUAAUUUCAAGUGGAACUGACAUAAAUUCCGCGAAUCUGUUUCUACUUUAUCGAACGAGAACGCGUUGUUACUUCGUAAUUUUGUUACAACUUUUCACAAAGCUAUUUGUGACGCCAUGUCUAGAACUCAUAGACUCCUCGCAGCCUAUGCUCGCAUCGUUUUACAGAAAAACUGAGACAUUCUAUAUAUCUGUAAACGUACCAAACGGAGCGUUCGUAUCUUUUGCGUUCCUAAUUCUUACGCGAACGAAUGGAGAAAGAAGGAAAAGCAUCAAACUCUCUACGAUAAAAGAUAAAAUAGAAAAAUACAUAGGUAUUAAGGCAAAGCAAAAGAACGUUUAAAAAUGAAAAAAUUAGAAUCUUGCUAAGAAAUAUCCAAUUUGUUCCGUCGAAUUUUAAUAAUUCCCAGAUAUAACUUAAAUUGACUAAACUGAACAAUAAAUUAUAGUUGUUUAUAAAAAGGAAUCACUUGUUAUUCCUUGAAAUAGAUCGAUUACUUGCAAAAUUAAAAGAAGAAAUGUUAUCGUUUACAGGAAAUCAAUGUUGCUAGAAAAGAGUAGCGUACUGGUUUUACAUGAUGUUCAACUGUUGUUCAAAUAACGGAAGGAAACAUAUUAUACAUUAUGAAUUAGGUUUGGUGUAAACCAGGCUUGUAGAUUAAACGAUACUUUAAAAGAUAUAUAUUUCCAGAAAAUAGUAAUAAUAAUGAAAGAGAGAAUACAAAUAUAAAGGACACUUGCGAGAAUGACAAUCAUAUCGAAAUAUAAAACAACAAAAUAUAACUUACAAUGUCUUGUAAUAUUAUAUUAAUUGCGUACGUGUUUGAAUCGUUUCUCACACUUGUAACUAAAGCAGUUAGUUUCAAUGAACAUAUGCAAUAAUUCUAGUCCGUCCGUUUGGUACAUCAAUCUCGGAUAUGAAUUAAACCUUUCAAUCGAUCGUAAUAACGGGACGUGUCGGCACCACACAUUGGUCCAACUUGUGUGCAAAUUCUCGAAACGGCAAAUUAUUUCGUUUUAAAAAAAGGGUCAAGGAUGGGGAAAUAAAUCAAUGAAAAUACGUCUGAAAAUUCGAUCGGUUGUCGAAAGAUUGGUUUUUACGUAUAAUUUAGCGAAGGAACAGCAAUUAUAUGAAAGUAUCGAGUCCAAACUAGUGAUAGCAUUUAAACAUAGCAAACAGCGGCUGGCCCGCGAACUUGGUGUUUUCAGUUUCAAUGAAAAUACUGUUUCAUAGAGCGGAGUAUCAAGAGAUAUCUUUAAUCUUGAUUUUCUUGUUGUUUCCCGAAAUAAUUUUUAUACGAAUAUGUACAUAUGUACAUAUACAUUAAGAUGAUUCUUAAUCUUACAAAUAACUGAUCGAACGACAAUUAUUUCUCUCUCAUCUGGCGGAAUUCUUCUAAUCCGUGAUAUAAUGAUAAACGAGUCGCAUACUUGCCAAAUCGGUUACCUCGACGGAAAGAAAAAAAGAAAGAGAAAACUCUUGAUGAACAGCGAUCAAGUAGUUUGGUAUUAAAAUAUCGAAAAUUUUAAGGAGAAGGUCUAACCACUUUGGCCUGUGAACGACUCGAAUAAUGCCUCGAUAAUUCGAACACGAUUGGAUAACAAUAAAGUGUACUCGAAAAGUAUCCAAAUUUAAACAAUAUGAUAUUUUAAUACAUAAUCCAUACUCUUUCACUGUGUUAUUCAAAUAACACAGCGCUUCUACUGUUUUUAAAUCUUUCUUAAAGCUAUAGCUAUAAGAUUUUUAAGCUACACUGACGAGCCCAAGGCUGAAGUAUUUAUGCGUUUUAUUAAACAGGAUUAUGGAAAUCUAGAAGCAAUAUUAAUUGCAAAUUGUGAUACCGCUUGAAUAAAAGGACUUCCAAACUACUACAAUUAAAUUUGCAGACUUCUGGAAUACAUUUUGUAACGUUUCCAUCAAACUUAUGGCGUUAAAAUGCUAGUUCUUCAUAGAUUGGAAUAAUUCCGGUGCAUGAGAGCAAACGAUUUCCAAUGAAAGAUAAGUACAUACGAGAUGGUCCGUAUAAAGUAUUACGAGUUGUUUUCCACAGGAUUAUUAGACAUAGUUGCCACACAUUUUCUAUUUAAUAAUUCAUUUAAUUUAAUAUUCGUAGAUGAAGGGAACUCUGUUGUUAAAUGAUCCUAAAGAGAAAAUAGUACCGCGACUGUGAUAAGAGAAACGAUGCAAGAAGAGAGAAGAGGAGAAGAGGUUGAUCACAACCUGCUAGCGAACUCAUCCGUUAGACUACCUACCAUAACUGAAAGCGAUACAGUAAGAUCACAAAAUUGGCCAGUGGUUAAAGUUUACAGUUUUGACAACCGCAAUCAAUAAUUUGAAAUGUAUUGGGCUCAUAAGAACCCUAGGGCUUCGUUUAUGAUCAGUCAGGCGGUGGCAACUCUAGAACUACUUCUUCCUCUUUAAAUAAAAAAUAGCCUCCUUAUUUAUAAUUUCUAUUCCGGUUUUAUGACUCAUCGUACGACACGUUGAACUAAAUGAUGACAGAAAUAGAUUUUAAAAAACCUACGUGCAGCAUACACACCCACUAGUUGCGUCUAGAUCAAUAGACAGGCUAUAUCAACUCUAAAACUAUUCCUUCCUCUCUAAAAAAAACAUCUCUCUAUUUGUAACUUCUAUUCCGGUUUAUGAAUCAUCGUAGGAAACGUUGAACCGAAUGAUGAUAGAAACUAAUUUUAAAAAACCUGUGUGUGGCACACACAUCCACUAGUUGCAUCUAGAUCAACUGGCGAACCUAUUCGAUGCUCUAUUUUAUGACCUCGUUAUGUCGUUUACUAUACUUUAGACGCUGAGGUAGUAAAAAUCGAGGUGAAGGAUUGUAUAUACAUAUAGAAAGGAAUAGUAGGACGAGUGGGAGAAUUGUAACUUCAGUUUUUUCUUUAAUGAAAUGAUAUAGAUAUUUUUAUAUGUAUUAAUUUGUAAUAAUCUCAUUCUACAAAUAAUUGAGAGAAUGAAAGAGUGGUUCAUUUGAAUUUGAUUUUAAUAAAUGUUUAAAAUGCUGUUUUAUGAGAUUUAUAACAACUAUUGUUUCCACGCUUGUGAAUUAUUAUUGUUACAAUUCUUAAAACUCUGUCCUUCAUUGCAUAGGAAGUAAGAGAAAUUCAUAUAUCAUAUCAUCUGUUUCUCAUUUUAUGCGUUUUCUAUAAUUUAUACACCGACGAUCAGUGAUGCGUUAUUUAGAAGUAUAAGAAAUGUUCCUAGGACUAUAAUUUCAUUUUUCCAUAAAUUGCGAAACAUAAGAUAUGAAACAGCGAUAUAACGAUACAUUUUAAAACCAGUAAAAGUUUCUAUAUAUAUGUAUGUCCAAUAGCACGUAUUAUACUUAGCAACUUAGGUAAUAUCGAAAAAUUGUUGUAAAUUUCUACAAAGCUGCCUCGAUACUGUCCUAUAGUACAGCAGUAUUCCAUUUUCUGAAAUCUUUUCUCAAGUUGAAGGAACAGGAAAUGGAAAAGAAGGUCCAUUUUACUCUUUGGAGAACUCAUACGUUCUCUGAAAGUAUUCGAUGAAUCAUUAAACGUUCGAUAAAAUAUUUCCUUCUAUUAAUCCUCGAGAAGAUAACUCGCAAUACUUUGCGCGGAUCAUCUAAAAUUUAAAAGGCAGAAUCAUCUAAAAUUUAACAAUCGUAAACGUGUUGGCCGUCUUUUGAUUCAGAUAUACAUAUAUGCUAUGUAUAGCGUAAAGGCUUAAAUAUUUUAUACUAUUGGAUCCUGUGUUCAGAUACAGUACAUGAAAUGUAUCUCCAAAUUUUUGUAUAGCUGGUCGCAUUGUGCUAGUUAGGUUGGUUAAACAUUUGUCGAAUCGUAAUUAACAUAGCAAUAACUCAAAGAAGAAUAUUAUCGUUGUUUGCUCAUAAUGCAUUCAUAAUUCCGAUGCAUUAAGAAUAGUUUCUACUAUAACGCUAUGAUGAUAAUACGUGAUGUUAAAUAGUCAGAUUUCUCAAGUAUACUAAGUUAACUGACGAUUGCAAUUUCUGCCACGCUGCGAACGCAGUGGAUCGAUGUUAAAGUGGGCAGAGCCUUUGUAACUCUCAAAUAUACAAAGGAGUCAUACAGUGAUAAUAUUUUACGAAACACGCAUAUUAUAUAGUUAAUUCCUUUAUUAAUUCUCGAUAUCUCACUAUAAAAAUCUGUCAUGUAUCUAAAACCGUUUUGUUAAUUAAGUAGCUACCUAUUAAGAUCCGAUUCUAUCUAUGUAAUAAAUAAAGUAUUUUAAAUAGUUUCAGAAACUUAAAAUUACAACUACAACAGCGUUCAUAGAAAUAUAGUUUCUAUAAAAACUCAUUUAUAAUUCUUUUAACAAGCGAAAUGUUGUAAUGAAGCUCUUGAUCAUUCCGUACAAUCGAAUAAGCGAAACAAGACAAAUUGUGCGCUUUGUAUCAGCAUCAGCAUAUACGUAUAUCUUGUAAACUAUGCUGAAUGCAAUGACUAAUUAAAACUUCGUAUAGUUACGUAUAUUAACUUAAUUUGCCAACCUGAUCCGAUAUUCUUCGCAAGAUAGAUAUCUUUGGAGAAAGAAUAUACGGAUCAUGUAAUAAGUAUAUGCGUAUUUGUUUAAGUUUCUCUCACGUAUUAUUAACCCUACACUGCGGUUCUCCGAUUUUUUCGUCUCGUCCCUGUGUCAACAGAUACAAACGCUUUUAACGUUCUAGGAAAAUUUGUAAAAUAAUAUUCAAAGAAGGAAUUUGCAUAUCAGUAACGAUUGUUUCAUAUUUCCUCUGAACUGAGGAAACUUUUUAACGCUGGAGGUAUACAGGAUCGAGACGAAGAUGAGCCGAGGAACGCAAAGUAGAGUUAAUAAUAGGUGCACAAAUGAAUAAUCCAAUGAAGUGAACAAUUUUCAGUGCUCAAAGUCCAAAGCUCAGAGUUGUAUAUCGAAAAGAUACCGCAAGUAGUUCGAUCAAAGUAUUUGUCGCUGCCUUUUGUAACUUCAAGCCACCUAUUUAGGCAAGUGAUGAAUUCCAUCACGGGAAAAUGUGUCUUUAGAUUCAUUAUAGAAUUUACGUUCAUCAUAGAAGAUCCGAUCGUCAGGAUAUUGAUAAAGGACAACGCUCUGCGCAGUUGCUGCGUGACAACGCUAGGCCACGCACUGCCUCCGCGACGAAACAUGUCAUAAGGAGUCUCGGAUGGGACACGUUUCCUUUUCGUAUUCAAGCAAUUUAGUCCCCACCGAUAUUAUAUUUGCGUUACUUACAUUACAUGCAGUUUACGUAUAUGAACUUGAAAUAUUCAUAUCUUAAUAUUAAUAAAUUGGUAGUAUUUAAUGUAUUAUAAUCGGAUCGAUAUGUUACAGCUCUCCAAGGAUGAGCGUAUGACUUUGCGUCACAAUACUACGUCACAUGAGAAUGGCAGACAGUAAUUCACUUUCUGGAGUUUCCUAAUGAAGACUGUUCUCGGUUCGCCAAAUAGUUAAUUGAUUAAAUAGUAACAAAAAUGGCAUUGCCACAAUACAUGAUCUAUCAAUCCUGACUUUCAUGACCACACUGGCACUUAGGGUCGCUUAUUAUACCUGUCCGGGCUGAUGAGAUGCCCAGAUUGUAAUGGCCUGAUCUACACCUAUUGGUUGCCAUUAUAAUUCCUCGUUUUUAGUUUUCCUGCGCAUACUAUGAUUUGGUCUUUUGGUCAUGGAAAUGUAGAAAAACAAUUAAAUCCUUUGGCAAUUAAAAACAGUUGAAUCCUGAGCCUUCUUCGGCGACGAUGUCGUAGGUGUUUCCUCUUGCUACCGUCUUAACGUGUUCCUUGAGAUUUCCAAUGGGAAUUUUGAAGGAAUUCAUCGGUACUGACUUGGCUUCAUCUUUUCGGAACAUCCUACAACAGCUAGCUCAUUCACUAGACAUUAUUUCUUCGGAUUACCAUCGGUUCUGAUAGACGCAACACGCCUUAUGUACAUGAUACAAAGUUUCGAUUAGCGGAUGAGACAGAAAAGUGACAGGACGAUCGGAUCCGGUCCGAGGACAGCAUUUUUCGCUGAUGAAAUUCAGCGCUUGCCUGAUGGAUGGCUUGAAAUAAUAGAAAGCUAAGGUUUGAUACUCUGAUUGCAUAAUUUGCUGUAUUCUUUUUCAACAAAUUUUGAAUUUCACUGACAGCUUUGGAUUAUUCGUUUUUACAUCUGCCAGUUAUUUUAGCUUGAAGAAUUUGCUUCGAGUGUUCAUCUAAGGGUGCAAUUUCUGGUAUUUUUAUUUGUAGUAGUCAAGUAUGGUGUAACUCCAACACGUCGACCGUUAAUAUGUAUUGUGCAUUUUUCCACAAUGUUAUAAAGAAGCGGUCGCUGCAAUGGCCAACAGAGAAACAUUAAUUUUCUGUGCUUUAAAAUACGAACUACAUAAACAUAUUACACGAUAGGAUUAUAUGUACUUUUUAUGUCAGCCAAAUAUUUAUGUAUACUCAUUUUUUAUGAAUCAAGGAUUCGCAAUCGGUACUAGAUGUUUGAAAAGAAUAAAUUGAUUUUUCAUAAUCCUCUGUACACGUGGUACAUCCUCUUUGUAUCGUAGAUUGGUCUGUAUUUGCUGAAAUGCUAUAAAUGUUACUGCUUUUUGUGUUUUGAUAGGAAACCUAAUAAAUUAAUUAUCGUGUAUAAAAAGUGGAACGAUGUCAAAAUUAACGACGAUAUUAGCGAAACUUAUGCUGAAAUUUAUGAUAGCUUUAGGUACAUCUAAAUAAUGUACAAUAUGAUAUUUGAACUUGUAUCAAAUUUGGUAGAAGAAAAGGAAGAAAAUUUUAUUUAUUUCAAAUUGAGUAGAGAAAAUAUUCCAUUUCAAAUGUAAAGACACAUCGAUUUCACGAUUUUAUCGUGUACAGGAUUUUUAAAUGAGAGUACAUCCAUAUUGUUGAUAAUUAAAUUAAUUAUUUAUCAUCUUUUCUUAAUUGAGAAAGUAUCCUAUAUACAUACGCUUUAUGUUCCAUUUUGCAUUCAAUUCUUUUUGCAAUAAAUAAUUUCUGGUUGCAAAAUUUCCUCUUCAUUGUCACAUUAUUUCCAACAAAAUUAUUAAAGCAACUUUCGUUUAGUCCUCUAACUUACAUUUAGCAAAACGUUUAAUCGAAUAUCUUUUAUGCAUAUAAGACGACUAAUAAAUUAAUUUGUCUUUAUUUUUCAAUUUGAACAUAUUUUCAUAAAUUAUCAUACUUUGAAUUUCCAAGAUAAUAAUUGUUCACUUUCGAUUUAUUUCUAUAGAAAGAUUAAUGUACACAAAAUCUUAUGAUAGACCAGAAGAGGAAAAUUUCUUCAUAUAGUUUUAUCUCCCACAACCAUUGCCUUGAAAAAGUGAAGAAAGAAUGUUUAUGAAGAUCAUGUAAAUAUUGUAUAUGUAUUUAAGAAUAAAGAAAUAGGUAACUGCUUGACCAAUACGAAUAAGGUGCGAAAGACUGUGUGAUGUGGAACUCUAUCCUAAAGUAAGGACUAAUUAACAUUAAUAAUUUUGAAAAUUACAUAAAGUACUUGUGUCAUUAGUAUACACAAAUUAGAGCAAACAAAUUAUCGUGCCAAAUAUUGAAUCACAUAUUCGGUUGUAAAUUAAUGUGAUACCCUCUAGGAUUAUAUAUACUUACAAAUUUCAUAUUAUUUUCUCUAAUGAGUCAUCCUAUAUAGAAAUUUGUAGACUCCUUUUUCCCUAUCAUAAAAUUGAAUUAUGUAAUUAAUCGCAUUUCGUACGAAGUAAAAUAAUGCAAAAGAAGAAGAAAACGCAAAAAUGUAUGUUUCUUAUACGAUAUCUAGCUUUACUGUCAUGUUAUAAAUAGAAAUUUACGAAAAGAAAUAAGGAAAUGUAUUCGAAACAUUAUUAUAUUUGACCGGAAGACUUUAACACGUGAAACUUUUAUUCUACCUAAUUAAUUGAAAUAAUACUAACAUUAUGCAUUCCUUUUAUUGCGUUUAAGAUAUAUUUCUGGUAAAUAUCAAUAAAUUAUUUAUGUGUUA